This is a messenger RNA of Exophiala mesophila, 890 nucleotides long. RefSeq lists its product as uncharacterized. The coding region runs from base 356 to 865 and encodes 169 amino acids. The record is from RefSeq and is a predicted model, not a curated record. The transcript has a single exon. Lineage: Eukaryota; Fungi; Ascomycota; Eurotiomycetes; Chaetothyriales; Herpotrichiellaceae.
CUUCACAUCGUCUAUCACACGUUUCUUGAAGCCACAGGCCUCUGAGCCAAGCCAUCAUCAUGAGGCUGAUUAGAUGGUUGUCCUAUUUUUCUUUGAGUAUUUUUCCAGAUCAAGGGCCAACGCAGAUAAUAGACUCCAAGACAAACAUUAUCUCCUAAGCAAACAAUGCAGACAUUGUUUGGUCCAUACCACCAAAGCCUUUCAUCUGUCUUGCUAUUAUUGUCAUUGAUCAAGUGGGUUCAUAAUAGCAUGCCUUUACUUAAGCAUAUACUUCUAUACAUCGGCCUAUCCCUUGCCCCUUGUCAUCAUCUGGGACGUCCCUCAAUUCUUACCACAACAGUCCAAAUCAUCCCGAAUGCCAGUCGAUCUUGCAAACAAGAUGACACUGAUGAUCACACUGAGAGGCCCAUCUGGUUUCCAAUGUGCUUGGGGUUUCAAAGGUCGUUUUGAAGAGCCGGCCCCUCUCCCGUUGUGCAAGGAGGCCUUUCUGCUUGUCAUUGCUGAAGGAAUCGACUCAGCUGAUUUGAUUCGAGCAGGAUUUCAGGCAUAUCAACAAGCACUCAACUCCAACAAGACCCAGGGAUUUUCGCCUCGUUUUCUGGCGAGUGAAAACGUCUCAAUAGCCGUCACCCAGCACCAGCUGGACAAGAUCAAGAUUUAUCUGGAGGCCAUCCGGGAGGAGAUUGGACGCAGUAGUUGUGCCGACACUUUCGUCGAUGACGAGACUGUUCACGAUGCUAUGUACUGCCUAUCUUGGAUAGCGAGAUGCCGCGCCAUCCUAGUGCACUCGCAUGUCUACUACAAGGUCAACUAUACUCUCGUUGGAUCUGAGAACAAGGACAUCACCAUGGCCUCCAAGUCUUGAGAUCUACUGUUUUGUAACAAGCACC